GAGGCAUUUCAAGGAAACACGCGAAGAGUUCAAACGUCACCCGUCCAAGAUGAUGUCGAGAAAGCUCAUCGAUGAAAGCCGUGACGGUCUCCUUGACAACGAAAAUUCACCCUUCCUGAUUAGCCACUACGGGUACGGCAAGGACUACGUGAAGGUGAUGCACGUGGUACGAAACGGGCUGGUGCACACGAUAAAGGAGUUCGAGGUUGGCACGAAGCUGAAGCUACGCAGCCAAAAGGACUAUCUGGAGGGUGACAACAGCGACAUUGUGGCUACGGAUUCGCAGAAAAACACCGUCUACUUACUGGCGCGAAAGCACGGCCUAAAGUCACCAGAAGAGUUCGGGAUGCUGCUUUGUCAGCACUUUCUGAGCAAAUACGCGCACGUUGAGGAGGUUUCGAUACACAUCGAGGAGUACCCGUGGUCCCGGAUGGGUUUCGGUACCGGCCCGUACAAGGACUUGCACAACCACGCGUUCGUUUUCACGCCAACUGCGAUGCGGUACACGGAUGUCACGCAAAAGCGCUCCGAGGACAAACCAACGAUCAUCAGCGGGCUGACGGAUCUGCGUGUCCUUAAAACAACGCAGUCGGCAUUCGUGAACUUCGUGAACGACGAGUACCGUUCGCUACCGGAUCAGCACGAUCGCAUCUUCAGCACGAUCGUGCGCUCGUCCUGGCAGUACUCCACCGUGACCGGGGUCGACUUCGAUUACUGCUGGAACAAGGUGAAGCAGUGCAUCCUGAACAACUUUGCGGGUGAAACGGAGAAAGGCAUCUUCUCGCCGAGCGUCCAGAACACGCUGUACCUAGCCGAGAAGCAGGUCCUCGAGACGAUCCCCGAGAUUUCCUCCAUCGACAUGACGAUGCCGAACAAGCACUACUUCACGUUCGACUUUAGCAAGUUCCCGAAGGUGGUGAAUGAGAACGAGCUGAAGGAGGAGACGGUGUACAUGCCGGUGGACAAACCGGCCGGCAUUAUCUACGCCCAGCUCGAUCGGAAAUCGGAUCACUACGUGAAAAGCAAACUAUGACGGGGAGUUUCGGUUCAGGGCGGCAUUGGUUUUGAUUUUUUGAAACACUUAGCGAGUGUAUGUGCGUGUGUGUGUGUUUGCGGAAGGAACAAACGAACGGGUUUGGGGAGGGUGGUUUUCGUUUGGCUUUUAGGGGUUGUGUGCCCCUUAAGUAAACCUAGCUUAAGUGACGAUGGGAAAGGCUUCCCGCAUCGCUAGGAGUUACUCAAUCUCUAUACUUAUACAUGAUCUAUUGCCACUAAUACUAGUAACUAGCAUUA
Messenger RNA from Anopheles nili, 1293 nucleotides. It is a transcript of the gene Uro, whose product is annotated as uricase. Gene Ontology annotation, biological process: purine nucleobase catabolic process; urate catabolic process. Gene Ontology annotation, cellular component: peroxisome. The record is from RefSeq and is a predicted model, not a curated record. NCBI's taxonomy places the organism in Eukaryota, Metazoa, Arthropoda, Insecta, Diptera, Culicidae. Bases 50 to 1033 code for a protein of 327 amino acids. Gene Ontology annotation, molecular function: urate oxidase activity. The transcript has 3 exons.